Symsagittifera roscoffensis is the source of this 3235-nucleotide messenger RNA. RefSeq names its product serine/threonine-protein phosphatase 1 regulatory subunit 10-like. The record is from RefSeq and is a predicted model, not a curated record. Gene Ontology annotation, cellular component: PTW/PP1 phosphatase complex; chromatin. Lineage: Eukaryota; Metazoa; Xenacoelomorpha; Acoela; Convolutidae. Gene Ontology annotation, molecular function: metal ion binding; protein phosphatase 1 binding. Bases 145 to 3132 code for a protein of 995 amino acids. The transcript has a single exon.
GAUGAAAGUUGAAUACUCACCGCGGAUAUAAAAAAAAACAUCUUCAAUUCAUCAGACUAGAAAUCUUGAACCAUCGAGUUUGAAUAGUGUUAUUUGGUUCAUGUGGACUUGGACCUGAGUGCUGGUGGCGUGCGACAUUCCCCAAUGGUGAACCGAAUCAAUCAACUGCUGCAAGCUCUAGACCCUGUAAUGUCCGAUAACGGAGGCAUCAAGUGCUCCGAGGAAAUAGUUCGAGUAGUCGCCCUCAUGCGAGACAUGAACAAAAUGGAGUCCCGCUGUAUUUACUUGAACUUGAUUCUAGCCACGAAAAACGAAGGGUUUUUGAAGAAGUUUGUUAACGCGGGAGGCUGGAAAAUUAUGAACCAAUGGCUUGCUGAUAUUACUUCCGAAGCCAGUUCGGAUAGCUUCGAGAAGAAUCCAGCUUUCGAUUCGAAUCUAUUCAUCGAAGAUGUCCUUAGAGCUUUGAAAACACUCCCUGUAAGUGUAGAUGUUCUGAAGCAAAAUGCGACCCCUAGAUUGGUCAAAAGUUUGUCAAAAGACUCUAAAAUGAGCAGCACUGUGCAGAAACUUGCAGGCCAGGUAGUCGAAUUAUGGAUGGAUGUAAUUAAGGCACAAAAUGCUCAUAAAAGUAAUUCAAGUGAUAAGCACCAUGACUCUCCCAGUAAGUCAAAGGAUCUUGACAGGAGUCCCCGUGAUUCUAAAACUGAUAAAAUGGAGAUCAAAAGUGAGCCUAAAUCUCCGAAAAGCGAAGGUAAAAAUACAGACAAACACCCAGCAAAAAUUGCAUCAAGUGUUGCACCAAAGCUUAAAAUUGAAGGCUCUGUGAGAAAGGAAAUUAACUUGUUUGAUAUUAAAGCAGCUCCGGGUAGUAAGCCUCAAAAAGCGAAGAAGAGGCCUUCUAAUGAGAGCAUUGAUGUCAAAAAGAUGAGCUCGGAAAAGUUUGCAACAAAAAGCGAAACAAGUAAAAUACCAGAUGCCAAAAAAGUAAAAUUACAGGAGCAUCUCAAAGUAGUCAAUCAGCCGUUUUCGCAAAGUAGUAAAAAUGUAGAUAUUUUGGGACAGAUUAAGCAAAGCAUGGAGAAAGGCAAAGCUGGUGUGAAAACUACGAUUAAUAAUCAAGAAACGGUGAAAAAAGAACCAGAAGUUGUUCAGAGCAAAAGUGAAGGUCAUAAAAGCACACAACCGAAUGCUUCGAAUGUUCCCAGUAAGCCGAAACCAGUCGUACGACAAAUAAGUCUCUGCGAUGACAUGUUUAAACCUGUCGAAGUCGCGCUUCCAUCGCCAGUGAAGAAAAAGAAGAAAAUUGUCAGUAGUUUAACAGCACCCCAAUCUAAAACUGUAAAGGUAGUCAAGAAAACAUCGGAGUCUAGCUCUGGAAAACCUUCUUCUCUGGAUUUGGCCGCCAGUAAUGCUGAAGUUAAAACUGAGUCUAGCGGAUCUAAUUCAGGAAAUGUUUCUCCAGGUGAAAAAUCAGAAAGUUCUGAAGUUCACAAAGGCGAUGAUGGAAAGAAACGAGUCAAAUGGAGAAUUGACGAGGAGUUAGUACUAGUUAAAAUUUAUGAGCUAGAUGACGAAGAAAGGGCAAUGAAAAGUAUGUUCGGCGAUCGAGAUUCGAAUGCUGUUGACAACAUGCGAGAUGCGGUCGACAUAACUAAGCGAGAGAUGCUUCUGGAGCGAAAAAUCAGACAGCAACAAAACUAUUCGGCAUCGUCGACAGUCGGCGGAGUGAACAGCGUGGAGCCAACUUCGUAUGCAAGUGUCGAUAAAGUGACGUGGAAAUUGAUCGGUCUAGAUCUUCAUGAAGAAGUGAACAAACCUAGAGGUCAUCUUAGUAAAGAAAGGGAAGUCCAGAUCGCUCGUGAACAACAAAUUCUGCCAGAAGUCUACCCGAAUUUGUUGACCAUACCUUCUUCCCCAAGAGAACCCGAAUUGAUUGAGAGUUACAGACCUAAUCAGGAUCCGGUGGUAAUACCGUACGAUGAUAUCGAGCCGCAAGGAAUGGAAAUAGACUCAGGCGCUGAAGAAGAAGACCCUGUGAUCUCAAACUCUAAUCCAAAUUUGGGUCAAUUAGCCAAUCAUCAUGACUUGAAUCAACCCAACUUAGCAGUAGGUGGUCUUAUUCCGCCGGUCCAGACUAAUCAAAUGGCUGGUAACCUACCCGGUAUGCAAUCAAUAAUUAAUCCAUCAAUUUUGGGUGCUGCAUCGUUGCAAAUGAAAGUUGACCCUUUGAAUCCAUUGCAGCAGAAGAACGCCUUAUCUGCACCGCCAUUUCCUGGAAAUUUAAAUAUCAACGUCAAUGUACCAAUUACCUCCCAAACUCCUCAAGUGAUUGUUAAUCCAAUUGGUGUCACCCAAAAUGCUAUGAUUCAGCAGCGUGGGAACCAAUUUAUAUCUCCUGUAUCUGGUUUUCCCCCUGUGAACAACUCUGUUAUAUCACCUCCACCUGGUAUCAACAUGCCUCCAGGUUUCAUGCAGCCCCCAAAUCAGAAAACCCCAAACUUGUUUACCCCGCCGCCUUUCGGUCAACCGCCUUUUCCAAAUCAACCAUUCCAGGCAAACAGUUUCCCGCCGAACUCCGGAUCAAUAGGUCAACGAGGAGCCUCCUAUGAUAACGGACAAAAUGGAAACCAUAACAACGGAUUUGGAAAUCAAUUUUUCCCGCCAUCGCUUAGCAAUCAAAAUGAUCCGAAUUUUCAUCAAAACCAGCGAAAUAAUUUCAACGCGCGAAACCAAAACAACACAGCGACGAUGCUUUGCAAGUAUUUUGCACAAGGAAAAUGUCAUCACGGAAAAACAUGUCGAUUUAGUCACGACAAGAAAACCGCGAGCAAAUUUCCUACCGCUCCCAACGAGUCAACGAGAGACAGAAAUAGACCUUAUAUAGCUGACUCGAGAAAACAAACCGACAGCCGAAAAGAUUCCGGUCGGAAAAAAGACAACGACCCUAGACGAAGUAGCGAUAGCCGGAGAGAUUCGGAUUACAGACGAGACUCGCCAAAGAGAGAUCGGCAUCGCGACUCGGAGCGAAACCGAGAUCAUCGCAAGGACGAAAAGCGCGACUCCCGGAGCAGUGAAAGGAAAAGAAGUACUUCCCCUAAAGAUAGUCCCAAGUCCAAAACUCGACACGAUUGAGAAGCUCUCGAAUAAAACUAGUUUUAAAUGAAAACUAAAAGCUGUGACGAUAUUUCAAUUUCAGUGUUAAUAUAUGAUUCUAUUAGAUUACUCCCUGUUUCAA